AUGGCUGUGGAAGGACCAUCGGUUGGACAUCCCCCAACAGGGCCAACCAUACCAGCGCCUCCCAGCCCGGUGAACCAGGGAUCGUCCACGGCGACAGUAACGCUGCCGCCACCACCGAUCCCGGUCACCACAUCCGCCACUAUUGGUCCAACGACGAUAGUGACACCCGCAACGCAGACUUACCCGUCUAUGUCAAGCGGGCCAGGCUUCGACCCAAGCCAGGCAACACCCAGCCACAGCUACUUUGGGUCAAGGCCAUCGUACCCGUCCUUGUAUCCAUCCAUAUUCCCGAACAUGGACUUUAACUUUAGUCCACAUCCGGCCACAGGCCAGGCUCAUACCAGCGGCGUGGAUCCAAACCGGACCAACCCGCUGAGCCCAAUGUUCGGGCCACCGGCCACACAAGGACAGAUGGGAGGCCAAAGUGGUACACCAACGGUGCAACAACCACUAGUAGGCCAAAUAAGCCUAUUUGGCCCUCCUAUCUCGGCGGCAGCCCAAACGGGCCAAGCUCAGCCGCAGACGGGCCAGAAUGUGCCCAUGGGCCAAAGCGUGCCCCAACCACUAGGCGGACCGCCAACGGCGGCCACGCCACCAGGACCCGCAGCCCAACCAGGCCAGGGCCAGAACGCGCCCAUGCUGGUCUAG
Molecule: messenger RNA, 648 nt
Organism: Paramacrobiotus metropolitanus
Lineage: Eukaryota; Metazoa; Tardigrada; Eutardigrada; Parachela; Macrobiotidae
Exons: 1
Coding region: 1-648 (215 amino acids)
Source: RefSeq, a predicted model, not a curated record